CAAGGGCACCUCAGUUCUCAGUCUGCACUGGACUCCACCAGCUCAGUUAGAACUUCAGGGAUCAAAGCAGCCGAGCUGAUUGAUCCAAGGCUGCCUGCACCAUGCUGAAUUUCUGCUGUCCCCAAAUGGUGCUGCUACUCCUGUGGCUGAAAGUUGCUGAAAACAAUCCCACUCAAAGAGGUUCUCCUGGUUCCUCCGCAGACUGUGGCCGGCCCAAACUAUAUUCGCCUCGGAUCAUUGGGGGGCAAAAUAGUGAUGAAGGGGAAUGGCCGUGGCAGGUCAGCCUACGAAGAAAUGGAUUACAUCAUUGUGGUGGAAGCCUCAUCGCAUCCCAGUGGGUGGUGACAGCAGCUCAUUGCAUUAAGGAAUCCCAAUCUCUACAUGAGUAUCAAGCACAUCUGGGAGAGCAUGACCUCCCCCGACCUCCACCCACCAUGGUGUCAUCUGCCAUCAGCCAAAUCAUUUUGCACCCUCAUUAUGCUGGAAGUAAGCUCAGUGCUGAUAUUGCCCUGAUGCGUCUGGAGAAGCCAGUCAGAUUUUCCCAAAGCAUCUUACCUAUCUGCCUGCCCAGUGCUUCAGUCCCGGAACCAUCACCGGUGGGAAUGAAAUGCUGGGUGACUGGUUGGGGCCGCCCCUUUCAAAAAGCAUCUUACAUGGCCCGGACACUUCGGGAAGUAGAGGUGUUGAUCAUUGAUACUGAAGAGUGUGACCAGAUGUACCACAAAAAUGUCAGCAACCUUGAGACUGUGCCGGAGGACUACAAGCUGAUCUACAAUGACAUGGUCUGUGCUGGGUACCCAGAAGGGGAAAAGGACUCUUGCUGGGGUGACUCCGGGGGACCCCUGGCCUGCAAACAGAAUGGCACUUGGUUUUUGGCUGGGGUGGUAAGCUUUGGGACUGGUUGUGCCCAGCCCAGCCGACCGGGAGUCUACACCCGGGUCACCUCCUACAUGGACUGGAUUCAACGCACAAUGGCAGACACAGACAAUGAAAUCCGCCUCAGACCCUCAAGGGCCUCUCAAGGGCCAACCCUCUUCCUUCUGCACCUUCUGUUGGUUUUGAUCAACAGUUUAUUCUGAUGCACACUAGUUCCACCCAUUGAGCUUCAGGAGAGCCAUCCUGCUGCUUUAAUAGGCACGUUGGCACAACCUAAGCCCGGGCUGGAGGCUGGUAUUUUUAGGCUGAGCUUUAACAGGGACAGACACUCUGAAGAAUGCCACUGUCUGAGAGGUCUGUGGAUCACUAGCUCUGUCAUCACGCUUGUUGAAUUGGUGAGCAGCAACAAAACCCAAUCAGGAAAACAGUGAAUAGAAUGAGAAAUGUAAGGUGGCACUUAUUUUUACAAAACAGGGAACAUGAUUGUAGAAAAGAGCAGGCCGAAAAAGCCAAACCAUAGCAUGGAGAAAACACCCCUCGCCACCCCAAUCAGCCUAAAGACACACUAAUAGUUAAAAUAAGGGCUGAGGGAGCUGGUCUUGUGGUCACAAGCAUGAAUUGUCCCUGUUGUUAAGCAGGAUCUGCCCUGGUUUGCACAUGAAUGGGAGACUACAUGUGUGAGCUCUGUAAGAUAUUCCCCUUAGGGGAUGAGGCCGCUCUGGGAAGAGCAUCUGCAUGCUUGCGUGCAGAAGGUAAGUUCCCUCCCUGGCAUCUCCAAGAUAGGGCUGAGAGAGACUCCUGCCUGCAACCUUGGAGAAGCCGCUGCCAGUCUGUGAAGACAAUACUGAGCUAGAUGGACCUAUGGUCUGAUUCGGUAUAAGGCAGCUUCCUAUGUUUCUAUGUUCCACAUGGCUCAGUCUGGGCCCAGCUGCUCCCAGUGGGAUGGAGCAGCUGAGGGAAAGUGGGUGGGGGAGGUGGUGUGGCUGUGAUCCAAUAAAAAUAAUUUAAAAAAUCUCCCUUCCCAAGAUCCCUGUGAGAGAACUGGCUCAUAUUGAGUGUGUAUACCUUGUCUUGGGACCAGGGAUAGAUUGGACUUUUUGUUGCUGAAUGUUUGCAGAUUUUGCAAAGUCAGUUAAUCCAAUGUAGCUAAUCUACAUUACUUUUCAUGCAAAGCCCUUUGUAAUCAAUGCUAUGUUUUGAUGUCUUCUGCUUUAUCUAUUUUAUGGCUCGGUUGGUGGCGACGCAAAACUGGGCCUUUUCUAGAGUUGCCCCGGGACUCUGGAACAUGCUUCCUAAUGAAGACUUUCCCCUUCUCUGCAUGUUUUUAAGAAGGACCCAAAUACAUACUCGUUUAGCCAGGCCUUUAGUUUAGCUUUGGGUUUUAGAGUUUUUAUUUUUAUUUUAAAAUUGUUUUAAUUGUGUCAAUGUUUUAAUGGUUUUUAAAUUGUGAACUACCCAGGGAAUAUUUUUUAUGGGGAGGUAUAGAAAUGUAAGAAAUAAAUAAUAAAACUUU
This is a messenger RNA of Hemicordylus capensis (graceful crag lizard), 2389 nucleotides long. Its product is annotated as serine protease 27-like. The transcript is spliced from 7 exons. Gene Ontology annotation, biological process: proteolysis. Gene Ontology annotation, molecular function: serine-type endopeptidase activity. Bases 102 to 1079 code for a protein of 325 amino acids. The record is from RefSeq and is a predicted model, not a curated record. NCBI's taxonomy places the organism in Eukaryota, Metazoa, Chordata, Lepidosauria, Squamata, Cordylidae.